AUGAUAAAAAAGAACAUUACUGGCAUAACAAGAAAUUAUCGUGAUGCGGGUGAAACAUCAAGUAGAGCAACUGUUACCUCUACAAAUGUGCUUCCAGAAAUAGACAUUCCUGAAGACCUUUCGUUAAUGGAUAUUUAUGAAGAACCAAUGCAGAUUGAUAGCUCAGACAAUGAUUCUGCCAUUUCUAAUGAUUCUUCCAUUUCUUCAUAUCAAAAUGAUUUUAGUUUCAUUACUAAAAAAGCUAAAAAAGGCAAGAAACCGGUUGGAAAUGGAGAAAGGAGGAGCUCACAAAAUAUUACUUUCGUAGAGAAUUUAUUCUCUGACGAAGAAGAAAAUGUUGUUGAAGACCUAUCAGAUGUUGAAGACAAAGAAUUAUCAGAUCAAGAUAUUGACUUUAACGCACCAGAAAAUCUUAUAAAUGAAACGGAACAGCCUAUCGGUCCUAUAGAUGUCCUUAAAGUGCAAUUUAUCCGGUAUCUCUUAAUUCUUCAUGAUGAAAAUACAUACUCCUCCUCUCCUUCAACAUUGAAUAUAGCAUGUAAAAAUCUCGGCGUCUGUGCCCAUAUGAUUAAAUAUGCAACAUGUGAACAAUGUUGCAAACUAUAUAAUACAGCCGAUGUGUCAACCGAAAAAGCAAAUAUGGCUCCUAAAGUUACCCAAUGCACCUUCCAAGAAUUUCUGAAUCACCCAAUGGCCAAUUAUAGAUGCCCCUGCAAUUAUCAUGUUGCAAAAAAAGUGCCUGUAACUAAAGGAGUCAUAUAUAGACUAUCGUUAAUCUAUCCAACGGUUUCUUUAAAACACCAAUUUCAAUUGUUGUUCAACCGGAAAGAAUUCGAAGCAUCAUAUGUUGAAUUAGCAAAUACACAUGAAAGCUCUACUAGCAAAUUUAUCAGAGCCGCAGUUAUUUGUUGUUCUUGUGACAUCCCCGCCGCAAGAAAAUUAUGUGGACAUAUAUCAGCCUGGAUUGCUUAUCAUCAGUGCCUAAAACGGGCCAAUUUUGAUGAAAGGAAUCAGCCCAACUUUGGUGGAUUUGCCGAUAUGAGUCAAUGGUUCGUUGAAAGAGAUAUUGAGGAAAUUCGUCAAAACACCAUCACGUGGAAGGAUUGUAAUACUGAAGAUGCAAGGAGAAGCAUUGCUAAAUGGAUCGUUAAAUUAUGGAUUGAUGAAGAAAUUCUAACGUCGAAUGAUCUUGCCCUAAUAGAAAAUCGGGCUAAAAAAAUAAUGGUGCCAACAGACAUCGGCAAGAUCCCGUACAAAAUUGCAAUAGGUGAAGACUACGGGCCAUUGUAUGCAUUUUGGUGCUUCAGUUACGAAAAGAUGAAUGGUUUAUUAGGGUCAUUUAACAGCAGUAAUAGAAGGAUUGAACCUGAACUGCUUAAAAUUAUGCAAUAUUGCGCUCUAUUGGAUGAGCUAUCGUCACAUGCCGAAGGCUAUUUACAAGCUUGUUUACAGUUCAUUGAGCAAAAAACAAUGAACAGCAGUCUUGCCAUUUAUGAUGGAAAUGACUGCCGGGAGUUUCUCUCAAUGUUUGUAAAUAUUGAAGAAAAAUCUGGCACAGGCUUUGAACCAUUCCCGAGUGAAUUAUUAGGACCAAUGAAGGAACGGCAAAAACUUCCAAAAGAAAUAUCGGCAUUGCUAAAGAAGUAUUAUAAUAAUGCAUAUAAUUAUAACUUCGUUUCUUUAGCUAAAAUUAAUAUAGGUAAUUUGGAAGCUAUACUGGUAUUACCCACUAUAACUAUUCAUGGAAGGAUAAAGAUUGGUGACGAAGUUUUUGGGUCUACUUACUCGAAGAGACAGCCAAAAUACUCGCUAAGUUCAUAUUAG
This is a messenger RNA of Ambispora leptoticha, 1824 nucleotides long. NCBI's taxonomy places the organism in Eukaryota, Fungi, Glomeromycota, Glomeromycetes, Archaeosporales, Ambisporaceae. The record is from the annotation of a GenBank genome assembly.